AAAACAAAAUACGCUAACUAACUUUACUAAUUCUGCUUCCUCGCAAGAAAUAAACGAAGUCAAAAAAGUUAAUCAAAUCUUUGCUGAUUUCUGCCGAAAUGAAAUUGGUGGUCAAGAUAUUAACGAAAUUCGCACUAAACUUAAUGUAAACGAAAAAGAACGCCUAAUCACUCGAAUUACUCAAGAAAAGAAAGAGUUAGAAACUAAAUAUAAGAAAAAAGCUAAGCAACUAGAUGAAGAACAAUGUGAAAAUAACCAGUUAACCGAAAAAAACACUAACUUAGAAAAGAAAAUCACUGAAUUACAAACCGAAAGUAAGCAAGACCAACAGGAAUACCAUGACCAGUUAAGGCAAAUUAAUCUCCUGUUUGAUGCUAAAGCCCAAGAUUAUCAACAAUUGCAACAGGAACUUUUAGCCAAAGUGAAACCGGGAGUUAAAGCUUCCGAUUUAAAAAAGUUAAAACGCUCCAAGUCCGCUAAUGAUAUUGCUAAUAAUAAUCCACCUACUCCUUUACUUCAAGACCAAUUACUAACCGAAACUAAAGAACAAUUAGAUAAUUCUCUAUUUGCCCGAGUAGAAGCAGUCAAGCAGUUUGGGCUAAUCUAUGAUAAACUACAACAAAUUAAACAAGAACUAAAUGCUACGGAAGAGCAAGCUAGUGAGGAAUUA
This is a messenger RNA of Funneliformis geosporum, 670 nucleotides long. The record is from the annotation of a GenBank genome assembly. Lineage: Eukaryota; Fungi; Glomeromycota; Glomeromycetes; Glomerales; Glomeraceae.